AAAACCAGAUCGGAAGCCCCAUUUCCUAUACCUAAAACCAACCCCACCUUCGCAGCGUCAGAGAGAGAGAAGGUCAAAACUCUCUGCGUAAGGGUCGAGUACCUUUCAAUGGCGGCCAAUAAGAGUUACUACGCUCGUCCAAGCUACCGUUUCCUUCCCAAUUACCGGGAGCACCACAAUCCUCUCAUCACUCACGACUCGAUAUUCGAACUGGACGAGUCCAACAUCUACGACUCACCCGAGUUCCUCAUGCCCUCCCCAGCGGCCUCGCGCCUCUCAAAGAAGCUAUCCUCCAAGCCUUCGCGAGCCAGUUCUGCCGACCGCUCCGUCGUCGCCAGCACGAUCGCGUCCUCGCUUCCGGUGAACAUUCCGGACUGGUCGAAGAUCCUGAGGGCCGAAUACAGUGAGAACCACCGCGAUGAAGGCGUUGACUAUGACGACAACGACGACGAUGACGGCGAAGAAGGCGAGGAGUUCGAGAAAGGGGUGAGGGUGCCGCCGCACGAGUUUUUGGCGAGGACGAGGAUCGCGUCCUUCUCGGUUCACGAAGGGAUGGGGAGGACUCUGAAAGGGAGGGAUCUCAGUCGGGUCCGAAACGCGAUUUGGGAAAAAACGGGCUUCCAAGAUUAGAAGUCGCGAAAAAAAAAAAAUCGGUAAGAAAUUGCGGAAUUAUUAUUAUUAUUUUUUUUUUUUUGUAAUUGUGUUUUGUGCUUUUGGAGGAGGUUGUAUCCGACGUCGUUUGAGGAAUCUAAUGCGACGAUGAGGUACAUUUUUGGACGAACAGAAAUUUAGGGCAGAGAUUGUAUUGGGAAAAUGUGUCUGGUUUUCCUUAAAAAGUUUUGCAUAAAUUAAUGAGAUGUACUUUCCGCGUGCUGAGUGAGGUAGUUGGUCUUGUUUAUCAAGCUUUUAGAAGUUGUAGAAAUUGAAGUUGUUGAGGACGACUGGUGUGGUCGUGGAGUGGAAUUUUGUUAAGAGAAAUUUACAUUUUACAGACAAGCUUUUUUACAAUUUAUUUUAUAAAAAUAAAAAUAAAAAGAAAAAGAAAAAUGAU
Messenger RNA from Juglans regia (Persian walnut), 1051 nucleotides. RefSeq lists its product as uncharacterized. The record is from RefSeq and is a predicted model, not a curated record. The transcript has a single exon. The coding region runs from base 109 to 630 and encodes 173 amino acids. Lineage: Eukaryota; Viridiplantae; Streptophyta; Magnoliopsida; Fagales; Juglandaceae.